Molecule: messenger RNA, 920 nt
Organism: Fukomys damarensis (Damara mole-rat)
Lineage: Eukaryota; Metazoa; Chordata; Mammalia; Rodentia; Bathyergidae
Product: odorant-binding protein 2b-like
Exons: 7
Coding region: 20-712 (230 amino acids)
Molecular function (GO): small molecule binding
Source: RefSeq, a predicted model, not a curated record
CAGCACCACCGGGAUCGUGAUGGAUGUGGACUUGGCCUGCAGGGACAGGAGGGAGGGGUGUGGUCAGCACCCAGUGCAGGCUGGCCCUGGUGGCAGGGGACAUAAAGGGCGUCCGGAGAGGAGCCGGCGCAGCCUCGUCCAGACUCCAGGGGACCUGCUCUGCUGCAAGCACAGCGUUGGAGAUGAAGACCCUGCUCCCGACCCUCGUGCUGCUUGGCCUGGUGGCCGCUCUGCAGGCCCAGGACCCCCUGUCCCUCCAGCCAGAGGAGCCGAACGGACCUGGUACACGAAGGCCUUAGUGAGCAACAUGACCCUGCCGGGACCGAAGACGUUCCAGGUGGUAUUCCCCUCAACGAUGACGGCCCGCGAAGAUGGGAGCCUGCAGGCCAGGGUCACCUUGAUGAUCAUGGGUCAGUGCCACGAGAAGGAGAUUCUGAUGCAGAAAACCGAGGAGCCUGGCAAAUACAUCUCCUCCGGGGGCGCGAAGCUCAUCUACGUGGAGGAGCUGUCCACGAAGGACCACUACAUCCUCUACUGUGAGAAGCGGGGCCCGAAGAAGAUGUUCGGUGUGGGGAAGCUCAUAGGAAGGACCCCCGAGGAAAGCCCUGAGGCUUUGGAGGAGUUUAGGAAAUUUGUGCAGCGCAAGGGACUCCCGCAGGAGAAAAUCACCAUCCCUGAGCAGAGGGAAAGCUGCGUCCCUGAGCGAGACUAGGGAGGCCUGGAGGUGCAGCCAUGGAGGGGCCAACCAGCACCCUGAGGAAGAGCUCUGGGCCAGCAGCCGGGUCCCCGAGUCUGGGCCUGACCAGGCUUCUCUUCCCACGCAGCAGCCACCCGGAUCUGCGUCCCCCAGCUCUCCCUCCCCACUGACCAGGGCUCCCAACCAACCACCCCUCCUUCGGCUUCCUCCACCCCACCCAGAC